This is a messenger RNA of Coprinopsis cinerea okayama7#130, 852 nucleotides long. RefSeq lists its product as hypothetical. The record is from RefSeq and is a predicted model, not a curated record. Bases 1 to 852 code for a protein of 283 amino acids. Gene Ontology annotation, biological process: endoplasmic reticulum inheritance; septin ring assembly. Gene Ontology annotation, cellular component: cortical endoplasmic reticulum; perinuclear endoplasmic reticulum; endoplasmic reticulum membrane. The transcript is spliced from 5 exons. NCBI's taxonomy places the organism in Eukaryota, Fungi, Basidiomycota, Agaricomycetes, Agaricales, Psathyrellaceae.
AUGGCGCUCCUUUGGGGCUCCCAAGCACUCUCAGUGCUCCAGGUCCCCAUGCACCCGUUCCUCCUCCUCCUGUCAUUCAAUGUGUUCUCAUCCUCAGUCAACCCAUGGGUCCUGACCGCUGUUGAUUGGUGGGGUAAACUUCUGACCCUUUCCGGCCCACUCUUCAUCGCAAUGGAGGGCCUGUCCAGCCUGCUGGUGGCGCAGAAGUUGGGUCAGGAAGGGAAGAAGCUCAUCGGAGUGGAGCAACCGAAGGGAGAAUUCUACCAGUUUGCGCUGCUCAUUGGGACUGCAGUGGCAUUUGUCGCGUCGGCGUACUGGAUUGUAGAUUCGUAUCCCUCAGCAGCAUCAUCCCCCUUGUCCUCCACGCUCUUGGGAGUGGCAUUGACUACCUUUUUGUUCCUGACCGUUAUUGGUUUCGUGAUGAGGCGAACCAAUAUCAUCGAAUCCUCCGGCCUUGCCGUGUUCAUUGCAUACAACGUAUGGCUGUGUGAUUUUGACCAGGCCUCUUUACCGACCCGGCGUCAUCAUCCAGUCCUAAUCGCCCUUCUGUACCGCCUGACGAUACUGCAUUCGGCAUCGCGCAUCCUUCCUACAAUCGGAGCAGACAGCUGGGAAGGUGACGGAGACGAGGAUAAUGAGUGGGAUCGACGACCAACCUCGACCUUGACUCGGCUGCUUCUGACUUAUAAACAAUUCAUCUUUGUGACGGUAUACUCCCACCUACUGUUGCUCGACCAUUCCUCUCAAAUUUGGUGGCGCUGGAUCAACAUCUUCUUCACUCUCUUCAUUUGGUCGAUCGAACUAGUCGUUAGCUCAGACGACGAAGUCAGCAAGGAAUGGAAAAUCGAUUAA